CUCGAAAAUCGUCGCAUGAUUAAGUUCACUCCCCAUUUGUGCCAGAAAUCUCAAGGCGGUUAGUCGCAGUCCCAGAAAAGACCUAAAAAGGGUAAUUUUUCUCUAAAAUGUCUGACGAAACAGCCCUUCUUGACGAACAACACCCCGUCUAUGGACCAUUCUUCGGUGUCAUGGGGGCAGCUGCUGCUAUCACCUUCACAUCUCUUGGUGCAGCUUAUGGUACAGCAAAAUCAGGCACAGGAAUUGCCGCAAUGGCUGUAAUGCGACCGGAAUUAAUCAUGAAAUGUAUAAUUCCUGUUGUAAUGGCUGGUAUCAUUGCAAUUUACGGUUUGGUCAUUGCAAUUCUUAUCGUGGGAGGAAUCAACCAGCCUGCUAACUACACCAUUUUCAAAGGUUUUCUUCAUUUAGGUGCAGGUUUGGCUGUAGGCUUUGCAGGAAUGGCUGCAGGUUUUGCCAUAGGAAUUGUAGGUGAUUCUGGAGUGCGUGGAACAGCCCAGCAGCCCAGGCUGUUCGUAGGGAUGAUUCUUAUUUUGAUUUUCGCUGAGGUUUUAGGACUUUAUGGACUUAUUGUAGCUGUUUUCUUGUAUGCUAAGGCUAAUUAAGAAUUUAUAUGUUCCUUCAAAAUUCAAAUCUAUUUUAAGUAAGUAAGUUUUACGGAAUAAUUUUUUUGAAAAAUCUGUAAAUAUACUUAUCUGCCUGAUGUAAAAUAAAGUAUUUUCUAUAA
This is a messenger RNA of Ceutorhynchus assimilis (cabbage seed weevil), 724 nucleotides long. The record is from the annotation of a GenBank genome assembly. Lineage: Eukaryota; Metazoa; Arthropoda; Insecta; Coleoptera; Curculionidae.